GAAUGAUUUUUAGAUGCUCUUUUCGCUUGACAACGCGCGCCGGCUGAUUUCCGAAGCCAAGGCGGAUUCGAAGCCAUCGCUGCGUCUUCCUUCUCCUCCUCCUUCCUACCACCCGAAACCCUAACCCUAAUUACUCCCCCAACUCUCCCCUCCGCUUCUCCUCGGGCUUCUAGGGUUUCCUCCAUCUCCGAUCUGGGGCUCCUCUUGUCCUCUUCCUCCUCCUCGGAGCCCUGAUGCUCCUUUACCCCCGCCGCCUCUCCGCUCGGAUCGUCGAUGGCGCUCGUUCCUGCGGCGGCGGCGGCGGCGGAGGCGGGUGCUCUGGUCGAAUCGGACCUCGGGGGCGUCUCUGCGGAGUCGCUCGCCGGGAUCCUCCACGCGCAGAGGGAGCUAUUCCACAGCCAGGUCGAGGAGCUCCAGCGGCUCGUCGUCGCCCAAUGCAAGCUCACGGGCGUCAAUCCCCUCGCGCAAGAGAUGGCUGCUGGCGCAUUGUACAUUAAAAUUGGAAAGAAGCCAAGGGAUUUGCUGAACCCGAAAGCAGUAAAAUACAUGCAGUCCAUCUUCUCUAUUAAGGAUACUAUUGGCAAAAAAGAAACUCGGGAAAUUAGUGCUCUUUGUGGUGUGACAGUGACACAGGUUAGAGAUUUCUUUACCAGUCAGCGUUCGAGAGUAAGAAAGCUUGUACACCUGUCACAUGAGAAAGCGACCAGAUUAGAGGUAUCCCACCAAUCAAGUAGUAAUGUAUGCUGCAUCAUCUCUGAUCAACCCCCUCCUAUUAGCAUAGAGCCACCUUUACAGACAGCUGAACCUCAGAAAGCUCUGGAACCAUCUGGGAUCCCCACAAACUCUGCUAUCAUUUAUGCUACUAGUAAAGAAAUCCAACAGGGCACUGAGCAUCUAGUUAAUGUUAAGGCUGUUGAGGGCAGCACGAAACAGGACACUGUUCCAGGUGAAGCUUUCCAUGGUGUUGACUCUGAAGACAAAACCUUUUUGGAUAGCGUUUUCAGUUUAAUGAGGAAGGACGAAACGUUCUCUGGUCAGGUCAAGCUGAUGGAGUGGAUUCUGCAUAUUAAUAACAUAGCGGUCCUCCAUUGGUUCGUAACAAGAGGCGGUCUCACCAUUUUAGCUACAUGGCUGAGCCAAGCAGCUGUUGAAGAACAAACUUCAGUGCUGGAUGUUAUUUUUAAGGUUCUUUGUCACCUGCCUCUGCAUAAAGCUUUGCCUGUAGAUAUGUCAGCUAUUCUCCAAACUGUCAACAGGUUGCGGUUCUAUAGGUCAUCAGAUAUAUCAAACAGGGCCAAAAUCCUCCUUAAAAGAUGGAGCAAGCUUUUACUUCGAAGUCAGGCUUUAAGGAAACCUCCUAUUAAUUCCCUCAAGGAAGUUCAGAAAGCUAUGAUCUGUAAACAAAGGAUUGGUGAAAUACUGAAGGAUGAAUUUUGGCAGAAUGACACUGAGAUUCCUGAAGAUAUUCUUGCCCUAACUGAAAAUACAGAGAAUAGCAGUGUAACAGAGCCCAAAAAGGCACUUAAGCUGCUCACAGCCUCUUCUGAUGAGUCAACUAAAAAGCAUGGUCUCACUGUCUCAUCAUCAAAAACCAAAGAACGCAGAAAAGUUCUGCUUGUGGAGCACCCAGAGCGUAAAAGUGCUGGUAGAAAUGUGCAGGUUGCGAGGGCAGUAUCGACAUGCAGUAGCCGCCCAUUAUCAGCGGAUGAUAUUCAGAAGGCAAAGAUGCGGGCAAUGUACAUGCAGAAUAAGUAUGGCAAGGCUGAUGCAUCUAAGAGCGAAAAUAACCUGCAGAAGACAGAAAACCCUAAAGUAUCUCCUACUUCUCCCAGCGCACACACUAUAAUGCCUGCUUUGAGAAUUUCUCAGCUACCGCCCCUAAAAAAGUCUGUUGAGAAAACUCCUUUGGCCACCACAGCUAAUCACCCUUGCCAUAAGCCGGAAAUCCCGGUUAAGCAGAAGCCUAUCUUGACUUCUCGAGAACACUUGAUGGAGAUGUUGAAGAGGAAUCAAAUUCGUUGGAGAACCCCACCAGAGGUCAGGAUUGACCCGGCGUGGAGAGUUGGCGCUGGAGAGAACAGCAAGGAGCUCCAAGUCCAGACCCAGAGGAAUCGGCGAGAGAAGGAAAUGUGCAAUCUUAACCUGCAGGAUAUCCCGCCAAAUCCGAAAGAGCCGUGGGAUACAGAGAUGGACUUCGAUGACAGCCUCACUCUGGAGAUCCCAACUGAGCAGCCACCUGAUGCCGAUGCCAUGGAAGAAGAUCUAGUUCCGCCUCCACCUCCAUCCAAUACCCAAAUCCUAACCGAGGCCUCUCCUCCGGAUCCCACCCCCUCGGUGUCUCCGCCGGCUUCCGGUGAGGGGGCUGGUCCUCCAGGACCAGACCUUGAGCUGCUUGCUGUGCUGCUGAAAAAUCCAGAGCUGGUAUUUGCCUUAACAUCAGGGCAGGGAAAGAGCCUGCCCAGUGAGCAGACGGUGGCACUGCUCGAUUUGCUAAAGAGGAGCGGGGUUGGGUUAGCAGAAUUGGUGAAAGGAUCGGUCAAUGGCUCUGAAGAGAAGCCCAAAGAACCUCAGCCUGUGCCUGUGCCUGUACCAGCACCAGUGCCGAUCCCUCAGCUUAAGCAUGAGACUAAGCCCGAGCCAAUUCCCACUUCUCUUCCAUCACCUACUCCCCCAUCGGACCCUGCUGAGAGGAUUAAUUGGAGGUCGGAAUUCCCAACCCCCAUGAGGACUCCGGCGUUACAACCUCAUUUACCCAUCAUUAGAGGUGGUACGGCCAUCUCCAAUACCGCUGGGCCGCCUCCUCGCACCCACUCGCCUGUUGUGGCCCCUUCCCUGGUUGAUAAUUUUAGUAAUGCUCGGACCACCAGUUUAUCGAUGCCUCAGCUGUCGGGCAGCAUUAACCCCUCACAUCAGCACCGUCCCGCGCAUGAUAUCCUUCCAAAUCGACAGCGGGAUCCUUCCCUCCAUCAGAAUCCAGCCUUUACUGGUGAUGUUUUGUCCUCUCGGCAUCAGUUGGUUAGCAAUAUCCCGACCGCCUCGGUCCGUUCUAUGUCACCCGCAUUGAACGCGACCAAAUCGAUGCCGCAGUCUGAACCUACGGCCUUCCCGCCGAGAGUCCCCUCGUGGCAGUCCACUGGUGCUACUUCUGCAUGGCGGGGCCCGCAGAGCAACUUACCGGAUGUUCCCGACCCCACCCCGCGUUUGCCGAUGAGCCAAAAUGGAUACAAUAAUUCUUAUUCAAACGGCGCUAUGCCAGCCCACCGUGUUGCUUUUCCGGGCCGGGAUGAGCCCAUGUUGGACUCAUGGAGUCCACAUGGUAGCCCCCGGUCGGAGUUUAGGGCCGGAUGGAACCCAACGGAGCAAAGAAUGAAUGAUGGCCGGAGUUAUAGGCCCGAAUCGUCUCGGCAGUGGAAUCCUGGGAAUCGGGAUCAGUACAGGUCUGGUAGCAGCAGGAGAUGGCGAGAUCGUGAUAGGAGAAGAUGAUGCUCUUUGUGUAUGGGUGUAAGAAAUUUUUUUUUUGGGAGUUUCUCCUUUUCGAGGGGGAAGAGGAACUGCAGGAUUGAUUUGUUGGAGCAAAUAGAAGCGUGAUCAGGCCGAUUAAGUCGGGUUUCAAUUGCAGGGGGCCUUGCUAAAAGAUAAAUGAAAUUAUAAAAUGAAUUAACAAAUAUUUUAAAUCACUCCAGAUCUAUGCAUACUAAAUUGACUA
Messenger RNA from Ananas comosus (pineapple), 3706 nucleotides. Its product is annotated as homeobox protein LUMINIDEPENDENS. Gene Ontology annotation, biological process: vegetative to reproductive phase transition of meristem. The transcript has 13 exons. The record is from RefSeq and is a predicted model, not a curated record. Gene Ontology annotation, molecular function: DNA binding. Bases 274 to 3483 code for a protein of 1069 amino acids. Gene Ontology annotation, cellular component: nucleus. Lineage: Eukaryota; Viridiplantae; Streptophyta; Magnoliopsida; Poales; Bromeliaceae.